GUGAGAUGGUAAUAUGUCAGACGCUACAAUAAAUAAACAAUUUAUUUUUAAUCUAGAUCUGUAAAUUAUUAUUGUUUAUAAAAAUAAAAAAUGAAUUUAGAACUACUAGAAUCAUUUGGACAAAAUUAUCCAGAGGAAUUCGAUGGAACACUUGAUUGUAUAUCACUUGCAGUAACAUGUACAUUUAAUAAAAGAGGGACAUUAUUAGCUGUUGGGUGCAAUGACGGUAGAAUUGUUAUAUGGGAUUUUUUAACUCGUGGUAUUGCUAAAAUAAUAAGUGCACAUGUACAUCCUGUUUGUUCACUGAGCUGGUCGAGAAAUGGGCAUAAAUUGCUGAGCGCGUCAACAGACAACAAUGUUUGUAUAUGGGAUGUAUUAUCCGGAGAAUGCGAUCAAAAAUAUCGUUUUCCAUCUCCGAUAUUGAAAGUACAAUUUCAUCCACGAAAUUCAAAUAAAUUUUUAGUCUGCCCAAUGCGACAUGCUGCCGUUAUGGUUGAUGUUGAAGGAACACAUCGAAUUAUUCCACUAGAUGAAGAUAGUGAUUUGAAUAUCGUCGCGUCUUUUGAUAGACGGGGUACUUAUGUAUACACAGGAAACGCCCGUGGGAGAAUUCUCGUACUUGAUUCCGAGUCAUUAGCUAUAAAAGCCUCUUAUAAAAUAUCACAGGGCACUGCUAGCAAUACCGCUGUUAAGAGUAUUGAAUUUGCACGACGCGGUUCUUGUUUUCUUGUCAAUACUUCUGAUCGUGUAAUACGUGUUUACGAUAGCACUGAAAUAUUAGCUUGUGGUAAAGACGGUGAGCCAGAACCGAUACAAAAAUUGCAAGAUUUAGUUAACAAAACAAUGUGGAAAAAAUGCUGUUUUUCGGGUGACGGUGAAUAUGUUUGUGCUGGUUCUGCGAGACAGCAUGCGCUAUAUAUUUGGGAAAAAAGUAUCGGCAAUUUAGUUAAAAUUUUACAUGGUACCAAAGGAGAACUCUUACUUGAUGUUGUGUGGCAUCCAGUCCGACCAAUAAUAGCAUCAAUUUCAUCUGGAGUUGUGUCUAUUUGGGCACAAAAUCAAGUUGAAAAUUGGUCAGCGUUUGCACCAGACUUUAAAGAAUUGGACGAAAAUGUCGAAUACGAAGAGAGAGAAAGCGAAUUUGAUUUGAGUGAUGAAGAUAAAUCUGUUGUACAGGGCGAGGAAGCUCAGGAUGAAGAAAUAGAAGUUGACGUAGCGGCUAUUGACAGAGUCGCCGCUUUUUGCAGCUCCGAUGAAGAAACAGAAGACGUUGGUACAUUACAAUUUUUGCCAAUUGCUCCAGAUGUUGAAGAACCUGAAGACCAAGCUGCUGCACAAGAGCCACCCAACAAAAAACAUCGAUCCCAUGAUAUCCACUUGCAAAAUGCCCCUGAGAACGAAACUCAUCCAUUGUUAAAUAAAGGCAAAGAUAAACCCACUGCUAAAAAAGGACGCCCGCGACUUGAACAUCGCAAGGGAAAAUAAUUUUAUU
Messenger RNA from Microplitis demolitor, 1492 nucleotides. It is a transcript of the gene Rbbp5, whose product is annotated as retinoblastoma-binding protein 5 homolog. NCBI's taxonomy places the organism in Eukaryota, Metazoa, Arthropoda, Insecta, Hymenoptera, Braconidae. The transcript has 7 exons. Bases 91 to 1485 code for a protein of 464 amino acids. The record is from RefSeq and is a predicted model, not a curated record. Gene Ontology annotation, molecular function: protein binding. Gene Ontology annotation, cellular component: Set1C/COMPASS complex.